AUGGCUCCAGAUCUGAACUCUCUACCUGCCUCCAGAUCAUCUUCCUCAGCCAUGGGACGCGCAUUAUCAAGCUCGGGAGAGUCUGCACCAUUAGCAUUACGGGGACAAAGUCCCUCCCCCUCACCGCGCUCCACUUCAAUUUCACUUCAAGCCGCCGCCGCCGUUAAUGCUGGUUUACAACAAGAAGACUCUAGAGCCGUACCCCGAUCGGCCAGCAACUCCGCCCCACGCAAUCGACAGCCAUCAUACACGGGCCGCAGACGCUCUGCUGUGCUCGUGAAUCUCCAACUCAAUGAUCCAAAUCUACCAUCUCCAGGCGAAAUGAUUACCGAAGGACAUACAGCUUCAUAUCGUACAUCCAGUCCACAUUCUAUGACUGGUUCACCCCUCAUUCCCAGCGGGGAUCCUCACCACAACCGUAACCCUAGCCUGGGCGAAAUACAUCAAGAGAUAGAACAGGAGCAAGAAGCGCAAGUCAACCGCCUUCUUCAGAUGAUACGUAACCAACAACAACAUCUCCAACAACUUCAAGCAGCAAGCGGCCAAUCCUCGAACCCUGCUGUCAUCGACGAGUCUACACCAACAUCAGAGCGGUCGCUGUCGUUCACCAAUGCCCCUACUCCCCAGCCACAAUCAUCUACAUCCACCCCCCGUUCGCCAUCUACGGUUCUUCAUCCUCAUACCUCUUUCGAUGUGGCCCGAGCAGAUCUCGCACAGCGACGAUCGCGUACUCCAAGUCAAACGGCUUCACCCCGAAUUAGAUCCACAUCAAUUAGCGGAGAAAAUAGUGAGCCUUUCAGUCUAGCAGGACGUGAUGAAAGUGCUUUCUACCAAGCCGAGACCCAGAUGAUGGUGAGGGAAAACCAGAUGCUGCGUCAAAGAAUCAGGGAAUUGGAGCGUCAUGUAGCGGAAAUUCAUGCGAACUCAUCUAUUACUCAUGAGCCUAUUACACCAUCACACCUACUUCGCUCCACCUCUGUUUCUGAAGAGCAGCCACCAACACCGGCCACUGCAGACCCAAACACGGAAAUAAAGAGUGAAUAA
Molecule: messenger RNA, 1044 nt
Organism: Lachnellula hyalina
Lineage: Eukaryota; Fungi; Ascomycota; Leotiomycetes; Helotiales; Lachnaceae
Exons: 4
Coding region: 1-1044 (347 amino acids)
Source: RefSeq, a predicted model, not a curated record